GGGUGACUCUCUUCACAUGGGCUGCGCCCAAACAUUAUGGGCUACAAAUACCCUCUCGCGCCAAACCUUCUUCUAGAAAUUUGAAUAGCCGCUGGAGCCUAUUCCAUUCGCUCAUUGUUCAGCUAUUUGUUCCUUCCGUUCCCCGCUGAGCUGAGCCUCCUCUCCACCCACAAGCCAAGUUGAAGAAGAUGAAGUUCAAAGCGUUCCUCACACAAGACGGUGUCCACCUCCUCGACAAGCGGUUUCUCCCUGCUCUGGACAAGGUGGGCCGGAUCUGCCACGUCUAUCUCACCCCCGACCACGCCAUGUUCCUCCACAACUUCCUCGGCGGCGCCGCCGGGGGCGGCGGGGUCGAGUGCGUGGCCCAGUUCGACAAGGACCUACUCUUCCGCGACUACCGCAUCGCGAGCGCCAACGCCGAUCGGAUCGCCUUCGCCGUCGACGUCCCGCUCCUCCACCGCGCCCUCCGCAGCGCCCUCACCAUCCACGCCCAAUCCCUCGCCGGACCUUCCGCCGCCGCCGCCGUCGACAUACAGAUCAAGCUCGUCAAGAAGCUCCCCGCGGGGUCGCGGUCCUCGGCGCCGUUCCUCACGUUCGAGACCAAGGGCGCCCGCUCCGCCGUCGUGCAGGACGUGCCCAUCUCGAAGCCGCUCUCCCGCGCCGACGUCGCCGAGCUCCAGGCCUCGCUCGACGCCGCGCAGGAUCUCCCUCAGACUCUGGUACAAGUGCCUGAUCUGUCCCAGCUACAGAGCCUGGUGGACCGGCUCAAGAACGUGGGCGACCUCCUCACGGUCUCCAUCACGCAGUACGGUGAUCUCCAUUUACAGGUCUCCACCACCCUCAUCACCGUCGGGUCGGAGUUCCGGAAGCUCAGAGUCCUCGGUGCGCAUGCUGAACCACCGGUCGGAGACCAAAACUUGAGUGCCCGGACACGUACGGAGAUGGCGAUUCAGAGGGGUGAGGCGCUCUCUGUGCAAGUGAGCAUGAAGCACUUAGCGAAGAGUUUGCAGUGUCAUUUGGCCAAGCCAGAUUGUGCCUUCUAUGGUAUUGCUCCACAUGGUGCUUGCUUAACAGUGAUAUUCCAGUUCUUCAUUCCUGGGACGCGCCUCACUGAUAAAUCCAUCAGCUUCUACUGUAGACUCCCCGUCCUCGACCCGGGCUCCAGCUAGAUAAUAUCAGUUACUCAGCUCCUACAAAUAGUGUUUUCCUUAAAUCACAGUUUUUUAGGUCUCUCUGUGCAUAGUUUAAGUUGAGUUGUGAAGAUUUCAGUUAAUAUAGUUGUGGCUAAGACUUUGUUCA
Ananas comosus (pineapple) is the source of this 1299-nucleotide messenger RNA. RefSeq lists its product as uncharacterized. The transcript is spliced from 6 exons. Gene Ontology annotation, biological process: double-strand break repair via homologous recombination; meiotic DNA integrity checkpoint signaling; telomere maintenance. The record is from RefSeq and is a predicted model, not a curated record. Gene Ontology annotation, cellular component: site of double-strand break; nucleolus; checkpoint clamp complex. Bases 189 to 1169 code for a protein of 326 amino acids. Lineage: Eukaryota; Viridiplantae; Streptophyta; Magnoliopsida; Poales; Bromeliaceae.